Archocentrus centrarchus (flier cichlid) is the source of this 404-nucleotide messenger RNA. RefSeq names its product V-set domain-containing T-cell activation inhibitor 1-like. The record is from RefSeq and is a predicted model, not a curated record. Gene Ontology annotation, biological process: T cell costimulation; cell surface receptor signaling pathway; positive regulation of T cell proliferation. The transcript has 2 exons. Lineage: Eukaryota; Metazoa; Chordata; Actinopteri; Cichliformes; Cichlidae. Gene Ontology annotation, cellular component: external side of plasma membrane. The coding region runs from base 81 to 404 and encodes 107 amino acids.
CAGGAAAGUAACGAGUGGUUUUUGUUCGUGUGUUCGGUUUUAACGGGACUCUGUGCCGGUUCUAGUUCUUCUGCAGGAGGAUGAAGACUCUGCUGCUGCUGCUGCUCUUCAUCAACGUUUCCCAGCAUGCCCUGGCUGUGGUGAUGGAGGUGUAUGCAGGAGAAAAGUCCAUCCUGCUGCCCUGUCAGUUCUCAGGGUUUCCACCUGAGGACGAUCCUGCAGUGAUGUGGACUCGCAGUGAUCUCGAUCCCAAAUCUGUCCACCUGCUCCAAAAAGGAGGAGAUGAUCUUAGAGGACAGAACCAGCAUUACAGCGGACGCACAUCAGUGAGGUCUGAUGCUCUUAAAACUGGAAAUUACAGCCUCACUCUGAGGAACCCACAACUGACUGACAGCGGCAGCUGA